UUGGUGCCAUUUCACCUGAUGACGAGCCAACAGAACGGGCUACAGUUUCAGCACCCAACCUAUUUUGGUCGUAUGCUGUAAUCCUAGCAGGCUAAAAAGGGGGGCCUCAACACAUCACCAAAGAUGUAUGGAGUUGAUGGAGGAUGAUCAUGUGUGCGUCCGUACCUCUGAGCAGCGGCGGCGGCGGCGGCGGCGGCGGCACCCUCCCUCCCUCCCUCCGCUCCGCGCGCACUCCGGAGUUGAGGAUGAAGACGCAGAACAUCAGGACCCUCUCUCUCAUCCUCUCCAUUGUUUUCUACCUGCUCAUAGGGGCCGUCGUCUUUGACGCACUGGAGUCGGACAGCGAGAAUUCAAGGGAAAGGGCGCUGGAGCAGAAGCUGAACGAGCUGAAGAACAAGUACGACUUCACCGACGAUGACUACAGAGAGAUUGAGCGCGUGGUCCUCCAGUCGGAGCCGCACCGCGCCGGGAGUCAGUGGAAGUUCGCCGGCUCUUUUUAUUUCGCCAUCACUGUUAUCACCACAAUUGGUUAUGGCCACGCUGCUCCACGCACUGAUGCUGGCAAGGCCUUCUGUAUGUUUUACGCUGUGUUGGGCAUUCCUCUGACACUGGUAAUGUUCCAGAGCCUGGGCGAGAGGAUCAACACUUUUGUCCGCUGCCUCCUGCGCAGAGCCAAGCAGGGCCUGGGUUUACGGAAGACGGAGGUGUCCAUGUGGAACAUGGUGCUGGUGGGUCUGCUGUCGUGCACGAGCACCCUGUGUAUCGGAGCUGCAGCUUUCUCCCAUUUUGAGGACUGGACCUUCUUUAAUGCCUACUACUACUGCUUCAUCACGCUCACCACCAUUGGAUUUGGGGAUUUUGUGGCUCUGCAGAAGACAGACGCUCUGCAGAAACGGCCCCCCUACGUGGCAUUUAGCUUCAUGUACAUUUUGGUUGGGCUGACAGUCAUCGGGGCUUUUCUUAACCUGGUGGUCCUGAGGUUUCUCACUGUCAGCACUGAGGAGCCUGACUUGAGGCCUGAGGCCAGGGUAGAGGAGCUGGGAACGCAGCCUAAGGACACGCAGGGGGAUAGGGAGGUGUCGGAGGCAGAAGCAGAAAGUGCUGAUGAUAGCUUUAAAGAGCGCAGAGAUGGACACAGCAGCCUGUGCAACCUGAGCCUUCCCAUGGAGGGGGGCACCAGCUGUAUGGAUCUCCUCCCCUCUCCUGUAGAGGAGCGCAGACUUGUGUUAUCUGAGCACUCAAAGCUUUCCGAACCCAGCAGACUCAGGGCCUUGUUUUCCUGCAUGUGUUGUGGCCUGGACAUUUACGACAGCUCCUCUCUGCCUCACCGUGACCAGGCGGGCGGCCACAGCAACCCCGUCUUUUACAACUCCAUCUCCUACAGGGUGGACCAGGCCUCGUGCAGCUCCUGCCCCGUGUCGUCACAGGCCUCCCCCAGCAGCAUAGCUCUCUGUCUGGGCAAGAACAAUUCUCACACCAGGAGGAAGUCGUUAUAACUCUCUGCACCUUUGACCUAGUGGCCUUUGUUUUGGACUUUUUGUACACACCACAGAACCCUCUGAUUUUCCUCUUGGUGGAACAAACUGCUCAGUGCUUUCCUUGUCAUGAAUGUAGCAAUACUUGCUACUGGAAAACAUUGUAGCAUACCAUAAGCAUCCUUUACAGUUUAUAAUGUAUUUUUCUACAAUAAAUAUUACCGCUAAAGAGAA
This is a messenger RNA of Perca fluviatilis (European perch), 1709 nucleotides long. RefSeq names its product potassium channel subfamily K member 15-like. Gene Ontology annotation, cellular component: membrane. Gene Ontology annotation, biological process: potassium ion transmembrane transport; stabilization of membrane potential. The record is from RefSeq and is a predicted model, not a curated record. Bases 144 to 1496 code for a protein of 450 amino acids. NCBI's taxonomy places the organism in Eukaryota, Metazoa, Chordata, Actinopteri, Perciformes, Percidae. The transcript is spliced from 2 exons. Gene Ontology annotation, molecular function: potassium ion leak channel activity.